AUGAACGUAGCCCGGCUUCUAGCAACAGUACGUAUGCUGUAAAAAAGGUAUUUUUAUCAAUCUGCAUGUCCUACGCCAAACACGUACAAGUGGACAUGUCUCAGAGGGAGCUGAAGGAAGCAUUUGUCCGUAAUCUCAAUGGGACCAGUCUGCAGGAGGUGGCACUGGGCUCAUUUCUCGCCCCACUAAACAUCAUCAGCAGAGGCCUGGUUCUGAUCCUCUUCCAUCUGGCCAAAGGGACUCUUCCGCUGCCACUGCCACUGAUUUCUCACCUGCUUCUAGACUUCACCGUGCUUAUUCUUCCCCUCGUUCUGUCAUGCACCGUUCUGAGCAGCGUUCUUCACCAGGUCAUCCUGAGCCUAGCCUUUGUUUCGGCCUCCGUGUUUUGCUAUAUCUACCGUGUCAACAGGCAUCCGGCUCGGCACCCACAGAACACUGUCAGCACCUUCCUUCAAAGUCACGUUCAGGUCGACCAGGUUCCCUUUGUGACUAUGUUUCGAGUGUUUGUAAAUGUGAAAACAGCAAUCAGCAUUCUCGCAGUAGAUUUCACUGUCUUCCCAAGGCGAUAUGCAAAAACAGAAACCUAUGGGACAGGUGUUAUGGACUUUGGAGUUGGAGCGUAUGUCUUUGCAAAUGCCCUUGUCUGCCCAGAGGCACGGAGGAAGAACAUAUCAGGAUCCAAGAUUAAUCAUAUCACAAAGCAGCUCCUGGCUGUCUGGCCCCUGGUUGUUCUUGGUAUGAUGAGACUAGUGAGUGUCAAAAUGACUGACUACCAGGAGCAUGUGACAGAAUAUGGCGUCCACUGGAAUUUCUUCUUCACACUAGCCAUCGUCAGAGUUGUGGCUUCUGUGCUUCUGGCUGUUGUACCAGCGAGUCAGUCGUGGGUCUUUGCCCUUCUGAUCAGCGGAUUUUAUCAGCUCACUCUGGAGACAUCAGGGCUGAAGUCUUUCAUUAUCCACAACAGUGACAGAGAAAAAGAUUUUCUGCAUGCUAACAAGGAGGGCAUAUUCUCUGUAGUGGGUUAUGUAGCCAUCUACAUGGCAGGAGUUCAGGUUGGACUCUAUGUGAUGCAACCAAGAUCCCAGGUUAGACAGUGGCUCAAAGCACUUUUUAACCUCUUUUUGGGAAGUUUUGUCCUGUAUGCUGCUUUGUAUACCUGUCAGACACUCGUGGAGCCAGUGUCUCGCCGCAUGGCUAAUUUACCCUUCUGCCUCUGGAGUGUUGCUCAGUCUUUGUUUUUUAUGUCCUGCCUUGGUAUAGCUGAUAUGGUAUUACUGUUUUCUAAAAGAACAUCCGCCUGUCACUUGGUACCCACAUCAUGGCAUUUGUAUAAAUCAGACUCAGGAAAGACGGGUGAAAUAGAAAGACUCUGCCUUGUUCAAGCUGUCAGCAGGAAUCAGUUGUUAUUUUUCUUGCUUGCAAAUGUCCUGACAGGAUUGACCAACUCCAUAGUGGACACACUUACUUGUAGCAGUUUAUUAUCAGUGUGUGUUUGCUGUUGUACAUGUUCAUUAAUUGCGUUGUAAUAUAUGUUUUACAUCUUUGUGGAAUUUCAGUAAAAUUCUGGUAAAAUUACAUUUGUAAAAGUACAGCGUUCAUUUGUGUAUUUUGUGGGGCCGGAGUGACGGACAUUGAAAUUCAGGACAAUUAACUGGGAAGAUGUAAUGUCACAAGAUGAUCUGUAAUGCUAAAGAUACCAUUGUAUAUAAUGUGUUUAUUUCUGCAAAGAAAUACGGGUCUUGAUAAAAUGGUGUUCAGACAUGGUGUUAAGUGUUGUAAA
Micropterus salmoides (largemouth bass) is the source of this 1780-nucleotide messenger RNA. RefSeq names its product phosphatidylinositol-glycan biosynthesis class W protein-like. The coding region runs from base 66 to 1526 and encodes 486 amino acids. Gene Ontology annotation, biological process: protein localization to plasma membrane; GPI anchor biosynthetic process. Gene Ontology annotation, molecular function: glucosaminyl-phosphatidylinositol O-acyltransferase activity. The record is from RefSeq and is a predicted model, not a curated record. NCBI's taxonomy places the organism in Eukaryota, Metazoa, Chordata, Actinopteri, Centrarchiformes, Centrarchidae. Gene Ontology annotation, cellular component: membrane; endoplasmic reticulum. The transcript has 2 exons.